Molecule: messenger RNA, 2553 nt
Organism: Zeugodacus cucurbitae (melon fly)
Lineage: Eukaryota; Metazoa; Arthropoda; Insecta; Diptera; Tephritidae
Gene: eEF1alpha2
Product: elongation factor 1-alpha 2
Exons: 3
Coding region: 32-1420 (462 amino acids)
Biological process (GO): translational elongation; translation
Molecular function (GO): translation elongation factor activity; GTP binding; GTPase activity
Source: RefSeq, a predicted model, not a curated record
CAACAGCGUGUUUGAAGCUUAAACUUGCAACAUGGGUAAGGAGAAGACUCAUAUUAAUAUUGUCGUGAUUGGUCACGUCGACUCGGGUAAGUCCACCACCACCGGUCAUUUGAUUUACAAGUGUGGCGGCAUCGAUAAGCGUACGAUUGAGAAAUUUGAGAAAGAAGCUCAGGAAAUGGGUAAGGGCUCCUUUAAGUAUGCCUGGGUCUUAGAUAAACUGAAAGCCGAGCGUGAGCGUGGCAUAACCAUUGAUAUUGCUUUGUGGAAAUUCGAAACGCAGAAAUACUAUGUGACCAUCAUUGAUGCGCCUGGACAUCGUGAUUUCAUUAAGAACAUGAUUACCGGUACUUCGCAAGCCGAUUGUGCGGUAUUGAUUGUCGCAGCCGGUACCGGCGAAUUCGAAGCCGGCAUCUCCAAGAAUGGUCAGACGCGUGAGCAUGCUCUUUUAGCAUUCACUUUGGGUGUUAAGCAAUUGAUUGUUGGUGUGAAUAAGAUGGAUUCUACCGAGCCGCCGUACAGCGAGACACGCUAUGAGGAAAUCAAGAAAGAAGUCUCAUCGUACAUCAAGAAGAUCGGCUAUAAUCCGGCAUCGGUGGCUUUCGUACCGAUUUCUGGUUGGCAUGGCGACAAUAUGCUUGAACCAUCUGAGAAGAUGCCGUGGUUCAAGGGUUGGACUGUGGAACGCAAGGAGGGUAAAGUGGAGGGCAAGUGUUUGAUUGAUGCGCUGGACGCAAUUAUGCCACCGCAGCGGCCCACCGACAAGCCAUUGCGUCUGCCAUUGCAAGACGUCUAUAAGAUUGGCGGUAUCGGCACAGUGCCAGUGGGACGUGUGGAAACUGGUAUACUAAAACCAGGUAUGGUGGUGAAUUUCGCACCAGUCAAUUUGGUAACUGAAGUAAAGUCUGUGGAGAUGCACCACGAGGCACUCUCCGAAGCUUUGCCCGGUGACAAUGUUGGCUUCAAUGUGAAGAACGUUUCCGUUAAGGAGUUGCGUCGUGGCUACGUAGCGGGUGAUUCGAAAAAUUGCCCACCCAAGGGAGCCGCUGACUUUACAGCUCAGGUGAUUGUGCUUAAUCAUCCUGGUCAAAUUGCCAAUGGUUAUACUCCGGUAUUGGAUUGUCAUACCGCUCAUAUUGCAUGUAAAUUUGCUGAAAUCAAAGAGAAAUGCGAUCGUCGUACUGGUAAGACCACCGAAACUGAUCCGAAGGCUAUUAAAUCCGGUGAUGCCGCUAUUAUUAUGCUUGUGCCAACCAAGCCGUUGUGCGUUGAAAGUUUCCAAGAGUUUCCGCCGCUUGGGCGUUUCGCUGUACGCGAUAUGAGGCAAACGGUCGCAGUGGGGGUCAUUAAGUCGGUCACCUUUAAAGAGACAACCUCGGGUAAAGUCACAAAAGCCGCCGAGAAGGCACAGAAGAAGAAAUAACUAGAGUGCCAGCAGAACGUUAAAUCACAACAACUAAUAAUUAUGCAGCAAUUAAAGCAAAUACAAAUACAAUUUGUAUUAUCGUCAUCGUCAUCAAAAAUGUCGUUGUCAACCGAGUCGUUGGCGUUGUCAUUUUUAUUACCGCUAUCGAAUGUUAUGUCGAAGUGGUGCUUAACAAUGGCAACAGCAACAACUCGAAAAGCAACAACAGCAAAAAUACUAUAUAAAUCUCAAAAGAAAACAUUUAAUAAGCAUAAAUUUAAAAGAAUACUACAAUUUACUAUUAUCAAUGAUAUGAAUAUGAAUAUGAUAAGAAAUUAUUAUGAUAGUAAUGCUAUGACAUUCAAUGUGAGCAACAACAUCAACAACAUAAAUAACAUCAACACAAAGAACACCACUAAAUACCCAUUUAUGUAUCACCACACCAAUUAUUAUCUGUAUGCUUCAUGUUUCAAUUACUACAACAAUAACAAUGCUAAAAGCAUAAACAUAAAUCCCAAAUCCAUUUCCUUCGACCAAACUUCAUCCGCAGCAGCAAAAAUCUGGUCAUCAUUAGCAAUGACGAACGCCAUAUUGGCCUCCCCGCUUACACCGGUUGGGUCAAUUGAGAAGGCAUCAUUCCCUACGCAAGUAGCCAAUAACAAAAUAAAAGACACUGGAAACAUAAAAAUCACAGAUUAUGCUAUAACUCUUUCAAAUGCUAAUCCAUCUUCAAUCACUAAUUCAAUUACGUCAAUUUCUUCCACACAAUUCAUAGCCAUACGUGCAGCAGCACGUUUAGCAAACAAUACCAAACUAAUUAUAUUAUUAUUUUCAAUUGUAUACUAUAUUUAUAACUUUCUUAAUCUAUACCGUCAUCGCAAAUCGUUUCGCAGGAAAUCCGUAUAUAACGCCAUUUUGAAAAUAACCCCAAAGUCAUCAACUAACCCAUACAAUAAUGACUUUAUCGCACUCAACAAAUGGUCAUACAUUUCAUAAUUGGAAUCCUCUACAAAUCAGUUGACCAGAUUUCAUACAUGAUUAACGCUCAUCACAAUUUGUAUACUAAACAAUGUCAACUUAUCCCUUAUCGUAUUCCCUCAUUAAAUUAGUGAUCACCAGUGUACAUUUAAAUGUACACGAAUUCAUGAAUU